UCUUAUUUGCUGUGAAAUUAACCAACAAUUUCCUUCCGUGCCUCCAAAGCCCAUUGACUUAUAUAGCCCAGCGCAAUCUCCACCACCGUCAGUUCAGUUCAGUAGAUGACUAAGUGAUGUCAAGAGUGGCGUCCGGAGCUCAGUGAUAGUCAACCACGCAAUCGAAAUCGUAAAAAAAAAUUCUCACCAUCAAAGAAACAAGAAAAAACAAACACACAGCCCCGAAACAGCGUCCAAACAGCGAGACGAUGGAUUUCACCUUUUGGGGCACGCUUGCCGCGGUGGUGAUCGUGCUGGGGCUCAUCUAUCGCUACAUGACCAGGAAUUAUUUCUACUUUGCGGAUAAGCCGAUGCCAUUUUUGAAGCCGGUGCUCGGCAUUGGCAAUUUGGGCCCGCUGUUGAUGAGAAAACGGGACAUAUUCGAGCACUUCCGGUGGCUGUACGAGUGCUUUCCGAACGACAAGAUUUUCGGCAUGUUCAGCAUGGCGGACCCGAUAUACAUGAUCCGCGAUCCGGCCAUGCUCAAGCGGAUCGCCGUAAAGGACUUCGAUCACUUCGUGGACCAUACGGGCCUCGGCGGUGAUGCCGAGUAUGACAACCCGCACAUGUUGGUCCUGAACACGCUGGUAUCGCUGCGUGGCAAUAAGUGGCGCGAUAUGCGAGCAACGCUCAGCCCGGCCUUUACCGGGAGCAAGAUGCGGCAAAUGUUCGCAUUGAUCGCCGAGUGCGGCGAGAGGAUGGUCGAUUUCUACCGAGGAGAGUGCAAGCGAGAUGGUGGCUGUGCGGCGGAGGUGGAGUUGAAGGAGAUGUUUUCACGAUUUACCAAUGACGUUAUAGCGACUACGGCGUUCGGCAUCGAGGUGGACUCCUUCCGGCAGCCCGAGAACGCGAUAUUUACGCUGGGAAAGGCGGUUAUGCAGCCUGGUGGGUUGGUGAAUAUACUGAAAGGGAUCGGGUACAUAUUCUUUCCGAAAUUGAUGGUCAAAAUGAACGUGGACUUCCUCAGCAAGGAACAUGAUCAGUUCUUCCGACAAACAGUCCUGGAAACGAUGCGCACUCGGCAACAGAACAAUAUCUUCAGACCGGAUAUGAUCGAACUGCUGAUCCAGGCGAAAAAAGGCAAUCUGAAACACUCUACGGAGAAACAAUCGGAAGCGGAGUCAUUCUCCGCGACAGAAGAAUCCAAAGUUGGUAGACGCAGUCACGAUCGUACUUGGACCGACGAUGAGCUGAUCGCUCAGGCGUUGAUCUUUUUCUUGGCUGGAUUCGAGACGGUCUCGAUGACCGUGUCGUUGAUUGGAUACGAAAUUGCGCGGAAUACCGACGUACAAGCCCGUUUGCAUGAGGAAAUCCUGGAAACGAAUCGUGCCCUCGACGGGAAACCCUUGUCGUACGAAAUCCUGCAAGCCAUGUCGUACAUGGACAUGGUGGUGUCCGAAACGAUGCGGGUGUGGCCGAUCGGAGGGAUCGUGGACCGCCUGUGCGUCAAGGACUACGUCUACGACGACGGACAGGGCUGUCGUUUCACAAUCGAGAAAGGCCGAACGGUUAUGGCUAGUGUGAUCGGGAUGCACCAUGAUCCGAAGUACUAUCCUCAGCCGGAGAAAUUCGAUCCGGAGCGGUUCAGUGCGGAGAAUAGACGGGACAUCAACCCGGACACAUACCUACCGUUCGGGAUUGGACCGAGAAAUUGUAUUGGAUCCCGUUUUGCGCUGAUGGAGAUGAAAGCCGUCCUGUACUAUUUGCUGCUGAAUUUCAGCUUCGAAGUGACGGAGAAAACACAAAUUCCACUGAAAAUGGCGAAGACUCCGUCGAGAAUUGCGGCCGAGAAGGGAAUUUGGAUUGCGUUAAAGCCCAGGGUGGAGAUGUCUUAGCUAAAUGCUAUAAAUAACUUUAAUCGAUAAUAUGCUAUGUGUAAAAGUAUACAUGUAUAAUAAAAAUAAUGAUACAUGAUAA
Molecule: messenger RNA, 1956 nt
Organism: Aedes albopictus (Asian tiger mosquito)
Lineage: Eukaryota; Metazoa; Arthropoda; Insecta; Diptera; Culicidae
Product: cytochrome P450 9e2-like
Exons: 3
Coding region: 249-1874 (541 amino acids)
Molecular function (GO): iron ion binding; oxidoreductase activity, acting on paired donors, with incorporation or reduction of molecular oxygen; heme binding
Source: RefSeq, a predicted model, not a curated record